This is a messenger RNA of Dendroctonus ponderosae (mountain pine beetle), 3960 nucleotides long. RefSeq names its product enolase-phosphatase E1 (gene Enoph). NCBI's taxonomy places the organism in Eukaryota, Metazoa, Arthropoda, Insecta, Coleoptera, Curculionidae. Bases 255 to 2255 code for a protein of 666 amino acids. The transcript has 9 exons. Gene Ontology annotation, molecular function: magnesium ion binding; acireductone synthase activity. The record is from RefSeq and is a predicted model, not a curated record.
UUGAAUAAAAUGAAAGUCUGACAAUGCCGGAAAAUAUUCGUGAAUCUAUUUCAAGAUCGGUAAUUUCCGUGGCACCGGCUUAACAACGCAAGCGCCAUAUUGCAAAAACUACGAAUCACCAUUUUAUUCCGGGUUUGCCCACCUGCCUGCAUUUUGUGCCGUUAAAACCCAGAAAAUCUCUGCAUUUACGCAUUAAAACUGCUGCGAUAAACCUGGUUCCUUUAAAGGCUUUUUCAUUUCAACGAAUUAACAAGAUGAGUGCUGAAAAUAAGAGUUUAGGACCAUCUACGGCUUUUGAGAAAUGUUCGGUCGUUUUGGUGGAUGUUCUCGGCACAACCACAUCCAUUAACUUUGCAAAGGAAACACUGUUUCCAUAUGUAGUUAAGAACGUGGAAGAAGUUCUUACAGCAAAAUGGGACGAUGAAGCCGUUAAAUCUGCCGUAAAACAACUCAAAGAAGGUGAUGACGACAUUAGUCUUGAAGCUGCAGUUAAACUCGUCAAGGAUCUUACCGAAAGUAACAGCGAAAAUGUCGGUCUCAAAACCAUUCAGGGAAUUGUCUACGAAAAAGGAUAUGAAAGUGAUGAUCUCAAAUCUCAUGUCUUCAGCGAUGUUCCUGCAAGUUUUGAGUCUUGGGCAAAAUCGCGCAAAGUUGCCGUUUACUCUACCGGUAGUGUCGAGUCACAGAAACAACUUUUCACUAAAUCCAUUGAAGGUGAUCUUUCACAGUACAUUUCGAAUUACUUUGAUUUGUCGGUAGGACCUAAAUCUGAAUCAGAAAGUUAUAAGAAGAUUGUUGAAAAGUUAGCUGUGAAACCUGAAGAAAUUGUUUUUAUAACAGAUCUAAUCGAAGAGGCAAAAGCUGCGAAAAGUGCUGGCCUUUCCACAGCCUUAGUUGACCGCGAAGGAAACCCAAAACUUCCCGAAGAGUCGAAAGAGUUUACUGUGAUUUCCAGUUUCAAGGAAAUCACUUUCGAGAAUCCCUCCAAAAGGAAAAUUACUGACGAACCAGCUGUAACUGAGGAACCUCCAUCCAAAUUAGCAAAGACAGCAUGCGAGAAAGAUGUCAAGUCUGAAGAUAAACACGAAGAAUCUAAAACAGCAGCUGUUCCUGGAGAGCUGGAAAGUAAAGACACUGUAGAGGACGAAGCCAUGGAAGUAGAUGCUCCUAAAACUGUUGUCAAUAAAGAAGUGACUGUGGAAUCACAAGAACAGGCGAAGCCAGAGACCAAUGAAAAGACUGAAGCAACCCUUGAAAAGACUGAAUCAUCCGUAGAAGAUAUCGUGAUGGCCGAAUCCGAAAACAUAAUUAAACUAGAUGAAACUAAAACAGAAAAGACUGAAGAAAAGAAAGAUUUAAGCGCUAAAAUCGAAGAAAAUGAGAAAAAAAAAGAUGAUAAAUUAGAAAUAAAAUCCGACACUAAAGAUAAUACGGAAAAAGCUAAGUCUGAACUAGAAGUGCUUAAGAAAAACUCUGAAGAAACUGAACCCGAAACCCUUAGUAGAGAAGAAACAAUAGUAAAAAGUGAUGAUACGGGCGAGAACGACGAAGCUGGCAAAAGCGAAACGAGUGAUGUAGAUAAGGUUAAGGAAAGUAAAGAUGAAGUUAAGGAAAGUAAAGUUGAAGUUACGGAAAAGCAUCAAUCUAAUGAAGAGCUUAAAUCUGUCACCGAGAAAGCGGAUGAAAGUGAUAAGAAUGUCAAUGUAACAGACAAAACAGAAGUAGAGACCGAAAAGAAAUCGGAAGAGAUUCCUGAAAAGAAAGAGGUUGAUGCAAGUGAGACGAAAAGUGCAGAACAUGUGACAGAAGCGCCUAAGGCAGCGAAAGAAUCUAAAGAUGUCACGUCAGACUGCGUGAAAACGAACGAAACUGAAACUGUAAAAGAAGUAGUUGAACCACCAAAUAAAAUUGCCGAAGCUGAAAUUGAAGCCACUUCGUCUGAAUCAAUCAGUUGCGAAUCAAAAUCGGCGAUAGAAGAACCCAGUCCUGCUAAGUCAGAAGAAGAAAAAGAAAACCAAAAAGAUUUAGCGAAUAAGCUGGAAAAUGGAGAUUCUUUGGAAGCCAAAAAGACGUCUAAUGGUGAAGUUUCUCAGGAAGAAGCAAAAACUAAUGGUGAUUCUCAGCAGCCCAUCGACCAAGGAACGACCAACGGCAAAACCGAGUCCACGGUUUCUGAGGUAGUAGAGGAAAUUAAAGUGAAGAAAGUGGAAGGUAGCACUUCAAGUGACACUCCGACCGUGUCCGUCGAGGUGUAAGGGUAUAAAACUAUGAUUAAAUAUUUGUUAAUAAUUUAUAGAUUUAAGAGCGGUACGCAAAAAUUGUGGGACUGUUUUAUUGACAACGCAUCUCUUGACCUCAACCCAAUUAUUAUCCGUAAAGCAUUAUUUGAAGAUGGUUUUUAACAUACUAUGUGUAUAUGUACUAUACUUGAACAUAAGUUGCUUAAUACAAUAAAACCAAAUCCACUAUUUUUGCGCUGCUGUUCUCAUUUCUUUCGUACCACAGUAAUGUUUACUUCGCUUAUUUAGUCCUUGUAUUUUAUAUUUUUUUAUUGCCAAACUCAACAUUUUAAUACUCAUUGAAUUUCAUAUUUUGUUGUUUGAUGUUUUUCUUCAGUCUGAUUUGUUUUGUGAAUGUAGGCAUAAGAGCAUUGAUUAAGUUACAAUUUCCAUAACAGAUAACUAGGAACUGUUUGUUUGUAUCAGGCUAACCGUCGACUAUUUAGCUUGCCAUUAUCAUUGAUCGACUUUAACCGGUGACUGAUUAUUUUGGGCAUUUACAUUAAAAACUCUUGCUAGUCAUUUGUAUCGUAACUCUCGAGUGUGUGCCCUAUAGGAGAGAGCAAAAUUGAUUUUUUUUCAUAUCGAACCAAGUGUUCCACCGUGUUGAUGUUUUUGUGUUCUUAAAUGAUCGCCAAUAUACGCGUGUAGGGAUCACUGAUUAUAACGUGCCAAGAAAUUGAUUAAAGACUGUUUAUUGCUAUUUGGAGACCGCAAAGUUUGUGUUCUGCGAACAAUCUAGUAUUCAAUAAGAAUUUCUCAUUUGUUGUCUUUGUGAAGUUUUGUAUGUCGUGGUCUCGCGUACACGCGAAUUUGAAUCGACAAAUGUUUUUUUAGCAAUAUAAAUGCUUUGCCAAAUGAAAUAUGUUUUCUGAAAUACUUUUGAAUUUUAUUUAGUGUUCAGCUCGCCUGAUGUUCUGCCAUAGGUCAUUCUGUGUUAAAAAAUCUGGCAAAAAGAGGCGACUGAAUUUUGCAGCAUCAAUUUUACUUUUUCGUAUGCUGGCAAAUUUCGUAAAUUGUCUAGUUGUGUAAGCUUUCAUUGAUUUUUAGAAUAUAAUUUGUUUCGAUGUAGAACACCUUCCAUUUAUCGGUUGUUGUCUCUAGUCUCUCGCAAAUUAUAUGCAAAUUGUCUUGCACAAGACUUCAUUUGAACAUAAUUAUCCUUAAUAAUGUAUGUUUGAAUUUUAGCCAAAGUCUCGUAUCCGUUAAUAUUAAAAAUUACAUUUCGUCGUUCCUGUGUGUGACACAUACUUUUAUUUUCCGCUGUCAGAUGGUUUAAGUAUUAUUAGAAAGUAAACAUUGUAACAUUCCACACGUAAUUAAAGCUGGGAAACAUUUCUAAGUGAAUGUUCCUUAACUUUCGCAACCUAAACAAUGUGAUAAGGUAAUGCUUUGAGAUGGUGUGUCAAGGUGAAGACAGGCUCUUCAGAUAUCAUUUGCUAUGUUUAGCUUCGUAUUGAACCGAAGCGAAUAUUUCUUGCAAAUCCAUAUACAAAAUAUUAAGCUAAACAUAUCGAUAACACGUAAUAUUUAAAAGUCCUUUAAUUUUGAUAUUUUUUUAAACUACUUAACGAAAAACUUAGUUAUAACGGCCUAAUGUUUUUUGAAUGGCUGCUAUUUAGUACAUACUAUCUUGUAUACGUUUUGUCACACAACAUAUUACAUUUUGUAGUGUACUGAA